AUGAGCUACAGGAUUUCCCAUGCUAAACCUCAAACGUUAUGAAGACUCUGGAGAGGGGCACGAGCUGUACAUUGCAGUAUCAACAGACAGACCACAAUACCUGGCUGAACUGUUAGGUCAAGAGACAUACAAGAAAUUGAUUGACAGCCGUAGUGGUUGGGGAAUUUCAGUGACCCCAUUACAUCUAGCUGCUUCUCGCGGGUCCAUGGAGUGUUUAGAAAUUCUCUUGUCUCAUGGAGCAGAUGUGGACAGUCUGGAUGUGAAGGCCCAGACGCCUCUCUUUUCUGCAGUCUCUGCAGGCCAUUUUAACUGUGUGAAAGUUUUGUUAAAAGCUGGAGCCAACCCUCGUGGUAGUCUUUAUAAUAAUAGUUCCCCAGUCUUAAUGGCAGCUCGGGAUGGUAGGACCAACAUCCUUAGGGAGCUUAUGGACUAUGGAGCACCAGCCAAUGUGAGGUCAAAAAAAACCAUCUUGCAUUGCACAAAUGCAGCUUUCAUUGGACCGUUAUACAUUUCAGCUUUGUAUGGGCACCUGGAAUGUUUCAAAACAUUGCUUCUAUAUGGGGCUAAUCCAGACUACAAUUGUACAGAAGUGAAAGUCAUUGAAGGAAUGAAGCCGUCUAAUUCAGUGCUAGAGUUCUGUCUCAAACAUGGCUGUGAGAUAUCCUUUAUAAAACUACUUAUUGAUUUUGGUGCUAACGUGUACUUGGUUGACACUAAUACUAACACGAUAUCUUGGAGGAAUGAUGCAGUGGAGCUUCUUAUGAAAGAAAGGGCUCGCCCCAGAUCGCUGAUGUCUCAAGCGCGUUUGACCAUAAGGAAGUUUUUGAGAGAAGGGGGAAAUAUACAUGUCAUUGGCCAGCUUGAGGUUCCUCCAAUGAUAAAGCGAUAUUUACAGCACCAGGCUUGACAAAAAAUGUAAAUAGAAAAGAUUGCAUUAAAAAUAACGCACCUGGACCUUUUAAAAGAAUAUAUAUAUAUAUACAUUUAAAGA
Spea bombifrons (plains spadefoot toad) is the source of this 991-nucleotide messenger RNA. Its product is annotated as ankyrin repeat and SOCS box protein 12-like. Gene Ontology annotation, biological process: positive regulation of transcription by RNA polymerase II; intracellular signal transduction. Gene Ontology annotation, cellular component: cytoplasm; nucleus. The transcript has 2 exons. The record is from RefSeq and is a predicted model, not a curated record. NCBI's taxonomy places the organism in Eukaryota, Metazoa, Chordata, Amphibia, Anura, Pelobatidae. The coding region runs from base 20 to 907 and encodes 295 amino acids. Gene Ontology annotation, molecular function: transcription cis-regulatory region binding; protein binding.